UGUUGGAAUUUUUUUCGAACAAUUAUCGUCUGAAUGGCUUUGGAGGAAAAAAGUGGAACCGUUACUGUGAAUAAUUCAACGGAACAACAGCCCCAGGUGGAGAAGCCCCAGGUUAAUCAGUUGGAAAAAGCCCCGCCAGAGGACUUGGCAUCGGAGGAGGAGGAGCAGAGGAACUGGAGAGGAAUCUGCAUCGCCUUACUUGUCAUCGCCACCGUCUGUUCUCUCAUCAUCACAUCCAUUGUUCUGCUCGCGCCCGGUCCCGAGGAGCCGCGAGUAAAAAAUCCGAGAUUUUCUUUAGAAGAAGUGAUAACAGGGGAAUACGAGCCCCGGCUUUUCAACGGAUCUUGGAUUUCUGAUACUGAAGUGACCUUCCGAGAUCCGGAUGGUGCCAUUGUAAUAUACAAUGCCCGGACGGCAGAAAAAACAAUCAUAGUUAAUAAUAUUACCCUUAAACCGCUCAAUAUACAAUCCUAUAGCAUAUCUCCAGAUCGAAAGUAUGUUCUCAUGUCUCACGAUCACGAACAGGUAUUUAAACAUUCUUACACCGCUAAGUACAAAGUCUACAUAGUAGAAAGCGAGCAAACGCAGCCUUUUUUACCAGAUAUGCCCAAUGCAGUCUUUCAGUACGUAGUUUGGGGUAGUAAAGAUAGCCAACUGGCUUACGUGUAUCGAAACAAUAUUUAUUAUCUCAAUUCCUAUGGCGACGGUGCCAAACCUUCAGCCCUCACGCAGUCCGGCGAAGAAGGGGUCAUCUUCAACGGACUUCCAGAUUGGAUAUACGAAGCGGAGAUUUUUCACAGCAACAAUGCCCUGUGGUGGGGUCCAGACGGUACCAAGCUUGCUUAUGGAGUCUUCAAUGACACGCAGGUGGACGUCAUGACGUAUCCUUGGUACGGAUCGUACGAAGACAGUACGAAUGUCUAUCCUCAGACAAUCAAGCUAAGAUACCCAAAGCCAGGGAGGCCAAAUCCGAAAGCAAGUCUAUGGGUUGCAGAUUUUACUCAGCCGUUUCCUGUGACAGAAGAAGUGAUGCCACCAGUAGAAAUUAAAGAUCAAGAAUAUUAUUUGACUUCUGUGAAAUGGAUUGAUGAAGAACGACUUCUAGCCAUAUGGCUUAGAAGAAUACAGAAUUCGUCUUUCGUCAGCAUCUGCCAAUCAGGUGAUAGUGGGUGGAUGUGCCGGAAGCACAACCAAGAGGAUGCAAAUUACGGCUGGGUAGACAUGUAUGAAGCUCCAGUGUUUUCCAAGAAUAAACGCUCCUACUUCCUCAGGUUACCCGUAGCGGAUGGAAAAGCUGGGCAUUUCAAGCAUGUCGCCUCCUUUGAUAUGACCAGUGACCGCAAGGACUUCUUGACCCAUGGCAGCUAUGACAUCACUAGAAUAUUGGCCCACCUCGAAGAGGAUCAUUCCGUAUAUUACCUGACCACACUGUAUGGAUUUCCCGAGCAGAGACACCUGUAUGCUGUGAAAGACCUCACCUCCGAUCACCCUCGUGAACAGAGAUGCCUUACUUGCAGCCUAGACGAGGACUGCCUCUACUUUAAUGCCUUGUUCAGCAACGAAGGUCAUUACUUCGUACUCGAGUGUCUAGGCCCUGGGGUACCUAGGAUUGAGAUUAGAGAAACUUUGUCUAAUGCUCUAGUUGAAGUAUUGGAUACGAACAACGACUUGGAGGAAGCGCUAGCAGAUAGGGCCCUACCUCAAAUCGAAACGUUUAAAGUGCCUUUGAAAGGAGGAUACAAAGCAACGGUUCGUUUGUAUCUCCCUCCGCCUUUGAGAGAAAACGAAAUCAUCAAAUUCCCUAUGAUCUUACAUGUCUGCAGCAGCCCCGGUUAUCAACUGGUGUCCGAGAAAUUCCACAUCCAUUGGGGUAGUUACCUAGCCAGUCACAAGAAUUACAUCUACGCCCAAAUUGAUGGUCGAGGCAGCGGUUUUCAAGGAGAUAAAAGAGUGCAAGAAGUCUUCAGGAAGCUAGGAAACAUCGAAGUGGAGGAUCAGUUGGUCGUUACAAGCUAUCUAGUUUCGACCAAGUCUUAUAUCGAUAGUGAGAAAGUGGCUUUAUGGGGAUGGUCAUAUGGUGGCUACACUGCUGUCUCGGUUCUGGCAACAGAAAACGAUGUAUUCGCUUGUGGAAUAUCCGUAGCCCCUAUUACUAAUUGGUUAUACUAUGAUUCCGUGUAUUCUGAACGAUACAUGCAAAGCCCAAAACCAGAAGACAAUUAUAUUGGCUACGAAAAAUCUGACGUUUCCAUCCGAGCUGAGCACGUGAGAGGAAAAAAGUUCCUUCUUAUCCAUGGAACUGCAGACGACGAUGUUCAUCUACAGCACUCCAUGAUGCUUAUCAAAGCCCUUACGAAUGCAGGUGUAUUAUUUAGAACACAAAUAUAUCCCGACGAGAAACAUGCGCUCGUCAACGUUAAAAUGCACUUAUACCAAACAAUGGAAGACUUCCUGGAGUACACAUGCUUCAAGUCCCCAGAGAGGCCUAUGGAUAUGCACAACGGUAGAUAGUUCUAGGCAGCGAUUGCCGAAGAUUCAUUAAGCUUCUGUUGCUUCCUGUGGGGGAAGCACUCGUGAUUUCUCUGGACUACUUUACCCCUCCUACCCCCAAAAAAACUUUCAUAUGAUGCAGUCUGUUUCAAACGACUCAAGUGAUGAUGACAAUGUGAUGCCAAGAAAGACAAGAUAUAUGGUUGUACCUUUACCGGGUCAGAAAAUUUUUGAUAGGACCUAAAUUGUUUUCUCAUCCCAAAAUAAUCAAUCACAAGAAAUCGUUUACAUCCUCAUGUUAAUUGAAUCAUGUGCUUCAUUUUUGUGAUAUUUAUUUCUCAAAGUAAGUUUUAUUUUCCUGGCUUUCUAAGAGACAGAAAGUAAGCGCUUUUAAAUGUUGGCCAGAAUAAGUAUUUAUAAAGGCGUAAAUAUUUAUAAAUAUUAUACUGGCCUUUAAAUAUUGAAAGGCGCGUCUUGGCUGUGUACCAGAAGAAGUGAAAAUUGCAAAACUAAUGGAUUUGCUAUUGAAGAUGACGAGAAUAAAACUGGUGAACUGAAUAUAUUUUAAUUAUUUAUUUAGAUUUGCUGGACUAAAAACAAUAAUUGCAGGCGAAGAAAAAAAAAAUUAUCAAAACUUAAAUAUUAUUCCAUUUACCUGUUCUUCUU
Molecule: messenger RNA, 3156 nt
Organism: Argiope bruennichi
Lineage: Eukaryota; Metazoa; Arthropoda; Arachnida; Araneae; Araneidae
Product: inactive dipeptidyl peptidase 10-like
Exons: 21
Coding region: 34-2511 (825 amino acids)
Biological process (GO): proteolysis
Molecular function (GO): dipeptidyl-peptidase activity; serine-type peptidase activity
Source: RefSeq, a predicted model, not a curated record